CCUCAACCUUGGAGACCUUUAUCGUCCUCGAUAGAUUCGAAAUCGCUUUUCCUACUUGUUUCACUACCAUGAACGGUUACUCCAGGGCUGAAAAUAGCCACCUCAGCCCUCGGGCUUUCGUCCAUGCGGUUCUCAGAACAUCGCCAGAGUCAUUCCCAUUGAUGGUGGAUUUCUACAAGAAGUUCCUGACGGCGACGGCUGCCUACGAGAACGAUUUUAUCUCUUUCCUCCGAUACGACGAAGAACACCAUCGAAUGGCUGUAGUGGCGAUUCCAAAUACCGCACCAAAGAACCACAAGGCGUGUGGACUUGACCAUCUAGCUUUUGCCUUUGACACGUUGCGAGAUCUUGUCACCUUUUACCAACAGAAAAAGGCCGCAGAUAUUCACCCUAUUUGGUGCAUCAACCACGGCCCCGCGACGAGCAUCUACUACCAGGAUCCGGAUGGCAAUAAGCUUGAGACACAAGUCGACAAUAUGGACCCCGAUUCCGCCACUGCAUUCAUGUACUCCGAGGCCUUUGCCAAGAAUCCGAUUGGCGCCGACUUUGACCCAGAAGAAUUGAUACGCAGGAUUGAGUCAGGGGAAGACGAGGCAAGCAUCAAGAAAAGGCCGGAUGUGGGUCCGCGGGACGUCGACGGUUAUUAGUCAUGACUACAAGUGCAAGAUGAAGCAAAGGCUGUUUCUUAUUUUGAUCUACCUGACACCAAAAAAUAUGUGAUAGCUUACUAGGUAC
Exophiala oligosperma is the source of this 735-nucleotide messenger RNA. RefSeq lists its product as uncharacterized. NCBI's taxonomy places the organism in Eukaryota, Fungi, Ascomycota, Eurotiomycetes, Chaetothyriales, Herpotrichiellaceae. The record is from RefSeq and is a predicted model, not a curated record. The transcript has a single exon. The coding region runs from base 69 to 647 and encodes 192 amino acids.